This is a messenger RNA of Meriones unguiculatus (Mongolian gerbil), 3709 nucleotides long. It is a transcript of the gene Tubgcp3, whose product is annotated as tubulin gamma complex component 3. The transcript has 22 exons. NCBI's taxonomy places the organism in Eukaryota, Metazoa, Chordata, Mammalia, Rodentia, Muridae. Gene Ontology annotation, molecular function: microtubule minus-end binding; gamma-tubulin binding. The record is from RefSeq and is a predicted model, not a curated record. Gene Ontology annotation, biological process: meiotic cell cycle; spindle assembly; mitotic cell cycle. Gene Ontology annotation, cellular component: equatorial microtubule organizing center; centrosome; gamma-tubulin small complex. Bases 116 to 2836 code for a protein of 906 amino acids.
CGGUGCAUUAUGGGAGUCGCGCGCUUUUGCCGCUUCCGCGAACAUGGCGGCGCCGUAGCCCGGGAGCGGGACCCUGGGGCGCGGGGAGGCUGCGGUGCGCAGUCCGGGCGCGGUAAUGGCGACCCCGGAUCAGAAGUCGCCCAACGUUCUGCUGCAGAACCUGUGCUGCCGGAUCCUGGGCCGCAGCGAAGCUGAUGUUGCCCAGCAGUUCCAGUUUGCUGUGAGAGUCAUUGGCAGCAACUUUGCCCCAACUGUUGAAAGAGACGAAUUUCUAGUAGCUGAAAAAAUCAAGAAAGAACUUAUUCGACAAAGGAGAGAAGCGGAUGCCGCACUGUUUUCCGAACUCCACAGAAAACUUCAUUCACAGGGAGUUUUGAAAAACAAAUGGUCAAUCCUCUACCUCUUGCUGAACCUUAGUGAGGAUCCUCGCAAGCAAGCCAGCAAGGUAACUAGCUAUGCUUCGUUAUUUGCACAAGCAUUACCAAGAGAUGCUCACUCGACGCCUUACUACUAUGCCAGGCCUCAGACCCUCCCCCUGAACUACCAGGACCGCAGCAUACAGGCGCAGAGCACUGGCAGCUUGGGCAGCAGCGGCAUCAGCAGUAUUGGCAUGUGUGGCCUCAGUGGACCCACCCCUGUGCAGCCUUUCCUCCCUGGACAGUCUCAUCAAGCUCCAGGAGUUGGUGAUGGCCCUCGACAGCAGCUGGGGCCUCGUCUUGCAUGGACUAUGACUACAAAUCAACCUUCUUCACAAACCCCUACCUCCAAAGGUUUCCCAAAUGCUUUUUCUCGCAACAUCACCACCCGGUCAAGGAGAGAAGGGGAUCUAAGUGGCACAUUGGAAGUUACUGAAGCAGCUCUUGUGAGAGACAUUCUCUACGUUUUCCAGGGCAUUGAUGGCAAAAACAUCAAAAUGAGCAGCACUGAAAACUGUUACAAAGUGGAAGGGAAGGCGAACUUAAAUAAAUCUCUGAGGGACACAGCAGUCCGGCUUGCUGAGUUGGGAUGGUUACAUAAUAAAAUCAGAAAAUAUGCUGACCAGAGGAGUCUGGACCGCUCAUUUGGACUUGUAGGUCAGAGUUUUUGUGCCGCCUUGCACCAAGAGCUCAAAGAGUACUACAGGCUCCUCUCUGUUCUGCACUCCCAGCUCCAGCUAGAAGAUGAUCAGGGUGUGAAUUUGGGACUAGAGAGUAGCCUCACACUGCGGCGCCUCCUGGUUUGGACAUAUGACCCCAAAAUAAGAUUAAAGACCCUUGCUGCGCUGGUAGAUCACUGCCAAGGGCGGAAAGGGGGUGAGCUAGCCUCUGCUGUCCAUGCCUACACGAAGACAGGAGACCCCUACAUGAAGUCCCUGGUGCAGCACAUUUUGAGCUUAGUCUCCCACCCCAUCCUGAGCUUCCUCUACCGGUGGAUAUACGAUGGAGAGCUGGAGGACACUUACCAUGAAUUUUUUGUGGCAUCAGAUCCAACCGUUAAAACCGACCGACUGUGGCAUGACAAGUACACUCUGAGGAAGUCGAUGAUCCCUUCCUUCAUUACAAUGGACCAGUCCAGGAAGGUCCUUUUGAUAGGAAAGUCAAUAAAUUUCUUACACCAAGUUUGUCAUGAUCAGACGCCUACCACAAAAAUGAUAGCUGUGACCAAGUCUGCAGAGUCACCCUGUGACGCUGCAGAUAUAUUCACAGACUUAGAAAAUGCAUUUCAAGGGAAAAUUGAUGCUGCUUAUUUUGAGACCAGCAAAUAUCUGUUGGAUGUCCUCAAUAAGAAGUACAGUCUGCUGGAGCACAUGCAGGCCAUGCGGCGCUACCUGCUUCUCGGCCAGGGAGACUUUAUACGGCACCUAAUGGAUUUGCUAAAACCAGAACUUGUUCGCCCAGCAACGACUUUAUAUCAGCAUAACUUGACGGGGAUUCUUGAAACUGCUGUAAGAGCCACCAACGCCCAGUUUGAUAGCCCAGAGAUCCUCAGGAGGCUAGAUGUGAGGCUGCUGGAGGUUUCUCCAGGUGACACUGGAUGGGAUGUCUUCAGCCUGGAUUACCAUGUCGAUGGACCGAUUGCCACUGUGUUCACGAGAGAGUGCAUGGGCCACUACCUGAGAGUGUUUAACUUCCUGUGGAGGGCCAAGCGCAUGGAGUACAUCCUCACUGACAUUCGGAAAGGACACAUGUGCAAUGCGAAGCUCCUGAGGAACAUGCCAGAGUUCUCUGGGGUGCUUCACCAGUGCCACAUCCUGGCCUCCGAGAUGGUGCACUUCAUUCAUCAGAUGCAGUACUACAUCACCUUUGAGGUUCUUGAGUGCUCCUGGGAUGAGCUUUGGAACAGAGUGCAACAGGCCCAGGACCUGGACCACAUUAUCGCAGCACACGAGGCAUUCCUGGACACCAUCACCUCACGCUGUCUCCUCGACAGCAACUCCAGGGUACUUUUGAAUCAGCUCAGAGCUGUGUUUGAUCAAAUCCUUGAACUUCAGAAUGCCCAAGAUGCGAUGUACAGAGCCGCACUGGAAGAGUUACAGAGACGGCUGCAGUUUGAAGAGAGGAAGAAACAGCGUGAAGUUGAGGGCCAAUGGGGAGUGACAGCGGCAGAGGAAGAGGAGGAGAACAGGAGGAUCCGAGAAUUCCAGGACUCCAUACCAAAAAUGUGUUCACAGUUGCGGAUAUUGACACACUUUUACCAGGGUGUUGUGCAGCAGUUUCUGGUGCUGCUGAUGACCAGCUCUGAUGAAAGUCUCCGCUUUCUCAGCUUCAGGUUGGACUUCAAUGAGCAUUACAAAGCCAGAGAGCCCAGGCUCCGGGUUUCUCUGGGCAGUAGGGGCCGGCGCAGUUCCCACACGUGAGGCUGUCUGAGGUUAGGAGAAGCCCACACAAGCCAGACCGUCCAGGCAGCUGGGUGCCUCGCACAGGCCACAGUGUUUCGGCACUGUGUCUGCCGAAGUCUCGUUCUGCACCUGACCUGAGUGUCUGUGAUGUCACCCAGUUCAGGAGGCCACUCACCGACAAUGUAGUCUUCAUAGUUGGAAGACGCUGUGAUGUGUUGGAACAUCUAAUUUCCACCAUGUAAUUUAUAUUUGUCAGUUAAAAAAAGACAAAAAACCCCCCACCACCAACAAACUGUUUCUUGCCACAGAAAACUAAGGCAGUGGUGUGUUCAUAAAUUGAGAGAAUGUCACUGCUACUUUUUAGCAUCCUCCGUAGAGACAGUUUUUGUUAUCAUGAUGACGCUAAAUUGAAACAUGUCUCUAGGAAAAUACAUAGAGUAUUGGUGUUAGUGUUGAAAACACGAGCCUGGUGCGGACAUCGCUACCCAGGCAUCGCCGUCACACUCGUUCUUACUUUCUCUUCCAAGGUUUACAUUUUUAUAUUUAGUUUGCUAAUUCAAAUAAUGUGUAAAGAGUGCAAACAAGCAGGGGCCAUGGAGGGCGGAGGUGUCGCUAGCCCAGCUGUGCAGACCACACUGGGCAGUGCACAUGCGAACGAGGCAAGGCCAAGACUGUUCUAUUUUCAGAGUUCUGAUAAGUGUUGGAAAGAAAUCAACUUGGGUACUGGAGGCUUCCCUUCUUGCCUAUUUUUUCAUUGUAAAUAUUUAUAUAUUACCAACCAGAUGACGGAGGGAACUGGUUUUUGUAAAAAUGUCCUAUUGGUCACAUAAUUAUGCCUUUUUUUAUGUUGCAUAAGUGAGAACUUAGAGAAUUAAAGACCAUUAUCUUUCA